This is a messenger RNA of Penicillium waksmanii, 1554 nucleotides long. RefSeq lists its product as uncharacterized. Gene Ontology annotation, biological process: transmembrane transport. Gene Ontology annotation, molecular function: transmembrane transporter activity. The record is from RefSeq and is a predicted model, not a curated record. Gene Ontology annotation, cellular component: membrane. Bases 1 to 1554 code for a protein of 517 amino acids. The transcript is spliced from 3 exons. Lineage: Eukaryota; Fungi; Ascomycota; Eurotiomycetes; Eurotiales; Aspergillaceae.
AUGACGAGCAUAUCUGGGUCCAAGGCACAUUCAAGUUCAGAUGAGGUGCCAUACUCUCCACCCACAGGGCUAUGGAGCUAUAUCCCGUACUUCAGGAAACCUGAAAAUGUCCUUCUCUUCAAACUGGACUGUUUGCUGUUGACAUGGACUUUCAUCGCUGGAAUUUUGAAGGAAAUGGACCAAACUGCUACCACCCAAGCAUACGUGUCGGGAAUGAAAGAGUCCUUGAGUUUAUAUGGCAACGAGCUGGUCAAUUUCAACACCUUCUUCUCCGUGGGAUAUGCCAUCGGUCUUAUUCCGGGCCAGCUAAUUCAAACUAAAAUUCGCCCUUCCCUCUUCUUGCCUUUUUGUGAAAUAGCGUGGGGCAUUUUGGUUACCUGCAUCGCCCAAGCUCCUAAUGCUAAAACUGUAUACGGAUUGCGCAUAUUACUGGGUCUUUUCUCGGCUGUCUUCUGGCCCACUGCGGUCUCGCUGAUUUUCAAUUGGUACAAACCCGCCGAAUUAGCCAAGAGAGUUGCAUUUUUCAAUGUCUCCAAUGCAGCGGGAGGAAUGUUCAUAAGUGCAUUGCAAGCCACUCUUUACAAAAACAUGAAUGGCGUCCACGGAAUCUCCGGAUGGCAAUGGCUAUUCAUUAUAUCGGGCACAGUCACAAUUGGGCAAGGACUUCUCGGUCUCGCCAUUAUACCAGAUACCCCAGCUCUAAGUCGCGCUAUGUGGAUCACAGAUGCAGAGAAACGCAUUGCAAAGGAGCGCAUGGCUAGCUUCGGCGCCGAUACGUCGAAAAUUCUCCCCGCUGCAGUCCUCAAACAAAAGUUGCGAAAGUUAGCAUCCCACCCAGUGGCAUACUUCUUUCUUCUAGCCUUCACUUUGCAAGCCUGGGCCAGUCGAGCAAACUCAUAUUUCCCCCUCUAUCUGGAAGGACUGAAAGACUCGGCCGGAAAUCUUCGUUUCAACACAUAUCAGGUCAACGUCAUACCGAUAGGAGGUUAUGCACUCCAGAUCGUCAGUAAUCUUGCCCUGAACGCGGUAUCCGACUGGAAAUACUGGCGCUGGCAGAUCAGCAUAGCUCCAUGUUUUCUGUUCGGAAUUGUGCUAUGUGUUUUGUGUGCCUGGCCUUCCGACUACAAAGUUGUCUUGGCCUUUUAUUUUCUCACAUAUGCGACAAAUGCAGGAAGUCCGUCACUUCUGUCCUGGAUGGCCGAGAUACUGAGAAAGGAGCCGGAAGCUCGUGCAAUUCUCGUUGCUCUCACGGUUACAAUUGUCUAUGUUGGCCAUGCGACCAUUCCACUCAGGGCCUGGCAAACAAAAGACUCUCCGAGAUAUCCUAUUGGGUUCCCUCUUGCCACUGCGUUCAUUUUCUCGUCCGUUGCUGUCCAGCUUGGUAUGCUGUGGUGGCAGCGACGCUACGAAAGGUCGGACGAUUACAGUUUUGAUGCACAAUCGCAAGUAUCUGUUGUCGCUACAAGAGAGGUCAAUGCGAAGUCUUCAAGCGAGGAAGUGAUAAAAGCACGAGGAGAUUCGAAGAAUCCAAACCCAGAAAUCUCCGAGGUGUAA